CCCGCGCAGCAGCGGCUCGGAACCCCCGGCCACAGCCUACCCGGAUCGUUUUCAGGUGUUACUCUAAGUCCACGAUCUGCGAUUGGGCAGCGUAGACGGGGCACUUCCGGUACCCGGGUGCCUGGGUUCUCGGCAGGAAGCGCAAAAUGGAGCCCGGCUCCGCGGCCCGCGCUUGGUCUCUCCUGUGGCUGCUGCUGCCCUUGCUUGGCCCGGUCUGCGCUAGCGGUCCCCGCACCUUAGUGCUGCUGGACAACCUCAACCUGCGGGAGACGCACUCGCUUUUCUUCCGAAGCCUGAAGGACAGGGCUUUUGAACUCACGUUCAAGACCGCAGAUGACCCCAGCCUGUCCCUCAUUAAGUACGGGGAGUUCCUCUAUGACAAUCUCAUCAUCUUCUCCCCUUCGGUGGAAGAUUUCGGAGGCAGCAUCAACGUGGAGACCAUCAGUACCUUUAUUGACGGUGGAG
This is a messenger RNA of Panthera uncia (snow leopard), 465 nucleotides long. Its product is annotated as dolichyl-diphosphooligosaccharide--protein glycosyltransferase 48 kDa subunit-like. The transcript is spliced from 3 exons. The annotation marks the transcript as partial. The record is from RefSeq and is a predicted model, not a curated record. Lineage: Eukaryota; Metazoa; Chordata; Mammalia; Carnivora; Felidae. Gene Ontology annotation, cellular component: endoplasmic reticulum membrane; oligosaccharyltransferase complex.